AUGAGUGACCAGCCCGCUGUCACCGUCGCUGUCGACACAGACCUCGACUCCACCUACGAUGAGACGGAUGCGCAGAGCUACGCGACGUCCCUGUCGUCCAGCGUCGAGAGGUACAAGUGGGAGAACGGACGACGCUACCACAGCUACCGUGAAGGAGCGUACAAUUUCCCAAACGACGAGAAAGAGCAAGACCGGCUGGACAUGAACCACCAUUUGUGUCUGCUGCUUCUGGACGACGAGUUGCAUUUUACCAAACUCCCCCGUGACAGAGCAAUCCGCAUUCUGGACAUCGGGACUGGGACCGGCAUAUGGGCGAUGGACAUGGGCGACAAGUUUCCGAACGCGCAAGUAGUCGGGAACGAGCUGAGCCCAAUCCAGCCGCGAUGGGUGCCGCCGAAUGUGCAGUUCGAGAUUGACGAUGUCGAGAGUCCAUGGCCGCCUCGGGACCCCUUUGACUUCAUCCACAUCCGCUACAUGCUGGGCAGCAUACAGGACUGGCCUAAGCUUCUGCGCCAGUCGUACGAGAACCUCGCUCCAGGCGGGUGGAUCGAGCUGCAGGACUUCAACACGCUGGCAUACAGCGAGGAUGGAAGCGCGACAGAAGACAACAAGAUUCUCGAAUUCUGCCGUGUGUUUAAUGCGGCCUGCGACAAGAUGGGACGGCACGGGUCUCCCGGUCAACACUUGAAGGGCUGGGUGGAGGAUGUCGGCUUCACCAACGUGAGGCACGAAGUGCGAAAGGUCCCGGUCGGAACUUGGGCAAGAGACAGGAAGCUGAAACAAAUCGGCGCCCUGUAUCGACUGAACCUGGAGGAGCUUUUGGAGGCUGCACUCCUGGGCUUGCUCGUUCGCGUCGAGAAUUGGAAACCAGAGGAAGUGAACGUGUUCAUUGCGCAGAUCAGAACGGCACUCAAUGACAGGUCUGCGCAUGUCAUGCAGGAAUUCCACAUUGUAUGGGCUCAGAAGCCUGGGAAGUAG
Messenger RNA from Ascochyta rabiei, 978 nucleotides. RefSeq lists its product as uncharacterized. NCBI's taxonomy places the organism in Eukaryota, Fungi, Ascomycota, Dothideomycetes, Pleosporales, Didymellaceae. The record is from RefSeq and is a predicted model, not a curated record. The transcript has 8 exons. The coding region runs from base 1 to 978 and encodes 325 amino acids. Gene Ontology annotation, molecular function: methyltransferase activity.